Messenger RNA from Dipodomys spectabilis (banner-tailed kangaroo rat), 756 nucleotides. RefSeq names its product tetratricopeptide repeat domain 9B (gene Ttc9b). The coding region runs from base 5 to 721 and encodes 238 amino acids. NCBI's taxonomy places the organism in Eukaryota, Metazoa, Chordata, Mammalia, Rodentia, Heteromyidae. Gene Ontology annotation, molecular function: protein binding. The record is from RefSeq and is a predicted model, not a curated record. The transcript is spliced from 3 exons.
CACAAUGCAGCGCGGCGCGCUGUCCCCGGUGCUGAUGCUCAGCGCUGCCCCGGAGCCUCCACCGCGCCCGCCUCCCGCCCUCUCCCCGCCGGGCCCCGGCCCAGGUCCCCGCCAUGGCUCAGCUCGGCCAGGUCCGGCCCCAGAACCGUCGGGGGGCCUGGCUGCGGCGCUUGACAGCAGCCUACGGGCCGCCGUGGCGUUCAAGGCAGAGGGCCAGCGCUGCUACCGGGAGAAGAAGUUCCGGGAAGCCAUCGGCAAGUAUCACCGGGCACUGCUGCAGCUGAAGGCGGCGCAGGGGGCUCGCCCUGGCCUGCCCGCCCCGGCCCCUGGGCCGGCCGCAGGCCCAGGGCCCGCCCGCCUCAGCGAGGAGCAGCGGCGCCUGGUGGAGAGCACCGAGGUGGAGUGUUAUGACUCCCUCACGGCCUGCCUGCUGCAGUCAGAGCUGGUGAACUACGAGCGUGUGCGUGAGUACUGUCUGAAGGUGCUGGAGAAGCAGCAGGGCAACUUCAAGGCCACCUACCGCGCCGGCAUCGCCUUCUACCACCUGGGCGACUACGCACGCGCCCUGCGCUACCUGCAGGAGGCCCGAAGCCGGGAGCCCACAGACACCAACGUGCUCCGCUACAUCCAGCUGACCCAGCUGAAGAUGAACCGCUGUGGCCUCCAGCGGGAAGACAGCGGCCACGGCGCCGGGGCCUCGGCCCGGGAUGUGGUGGGCUGAGGCUGCGUGGCCGUCUCCACCCCACUCCCCACAUC